GCUGCCACUGCGCACAGAGGAAAGCGCCUCCUCUCACCGGGACCCUUCGGGUUCCUUUCUGCUACGCUCGGGUCGAACCGAGGACGCAAAGGGGAGAGACUCCGGUGCUUCUCAUCAUCUCCAGAAGCGGAACCGCUGCGCGCGUUUAUCCGCCACCUUUACACAAGGGACAGACCGAAGCUGACCUCCUGGGAGCGAGAGGGAUGUCCACACAAAGCAGAACAAAAGCCUCCAAAGAGGAAGCGGACAAAAAGCGUGUGCUCAAUUUUUGGAAAGCGCAGGACCCCAAAACCGUCACGUCAGCAGAGGUACGACCCACGGCCCACCUGAACACCCCGUCUCAAAACCCAGACGCCGCCGUCUCUGCGUCGGUGGAUCCAACAAUGACAACCAACAAUGGCCACCCGCAACAGCUCCCCCUCCCUCAGUCGUACAGGGAACACAGCCCCUCCCGUCAGAGGGGCUCUGUUCACCAGCAUCCCCCCCUGCUGGUGAGAAACACGGGCCAAACAGGCUAUGUACCAUGGGGACACCGGGACUUGGAGACCCUGGUAGCUUCUUUACCACCCCUUAAGAGGGGUGCGAACCUCUGGGUUCGACGGAUGGAAGAGCUCACGGCGAACGACCGACUGUCGCUCGGAGAAGUGCGCGCCUUGCUGGUCCGCGCCGAAGGGACGGCUAAGCUCGCCCAAGUAGAAGCCAUGGCCGACACCGCCCACAGAGCCGACGCAGAUUCUUUUAAUUCCCACCGAGGAAGGUUCUGGCAGGCCCUACGAGACAUCUGGCCUACUAAACUAGACACGUCCGCCCUCAUCGGGAUGGAGAAAAAAGCGGGGGAGGAAAUGUAUCUGUACCUGCAAAGAGCAGAGGAAGGCUGGCACGAACACACGGGAGGGAGACACGACCGCGAUGAAGGCACCACUUGGCUCUGGCGUCGCAGGGUGCAAGAAGGUUUGCCGCAACCGGUGCAGGCCGCUCUAAAGGAAGUGGUGGGACUGGGCGACAUGGAGGAUGCCAUGUGGAGAGCGCACCUCGUUCAUCAUGACCAAAGACACUGGGCGAAGAAAGCAAGCAGCGAAGAAGAAAUAAGGAUGCUGACACUACAACUGCUGAGAUUGCAGGUAGCCCAAGCCAAUGAAAAGAAACAAGAGGCCAAAAUGCAGAAGAGAGCAACAGAGGCCAAAGCGCCACAACAGGCCCCAAACACCCAGCCAGGAGCACCUGCAGACCCGUAUCAGCCUUACCCAGUGGCCCCCGCCCAGCCAGAGUUUCGCUACCAAUGGGGGUACGGGCCAUCACAUGACCCAGGAAGCAGAGAGAACUGCUACACAUGCGGCCAGAAAGGACACUGGUCCAGAACCUGCCCCAGAAGAUGAGGAGGAGGAAUCCGUCCUGACCAACAAGAUCAACAAUUAUACCACAACCGGUUGAAUAAUUCAGGGGAAAUCAUCUUUUGAAAUUUUUAUUAGUAUUUUCUUUUCCCUUUUAAGGGUAAUUUUGUUUCUUUCAGAACAAUUUAAUGCUAAAUAUGUUGCACAUAGAGGACAUUUGUUUUGUCGUGACGGUGCAAACAAAAAGUGAUAGACAAAGAUGCACAUGUGCAAGAGACGGGAAUAGUCAUGGAAGGAAGACUUGAAUCAGUCUGCCCUUUUUAUACCAGUCCACUUGUUUACUUGUUGUUUUGAUUUAUUUGUUUUUUACCUUUUGUAUUUUUUUACGGUUUUAUUCAAAAAUUUUGUAUCUUUUUUAGUCUUUGUGAUCGUACACACGUCUCUUACAGUGAUAUAUUGUUGAUUUUACAGUUUAGCUACCUGUUUAGUUUACCCUAUUCUACUACUAGUACUCACUAUAAAUAGAGUAUUGAAUCGUAACAGCGUUCCAAAGAGCCGUAAAUUGCUUUUCUUUUCAGUCAUUACGUGUGUUGCGCAACAGCUGAGCGCGGAGGAAGCUGACUGUUAAAAGUCCAUAUAAGGUCAUCACGGUCAUGUGGUUGAAUAUCAGGUAAGGGGCGUGGCUUGCGGAUGUAAGGAGGAGCCAGGCCGGAGAGGCAAAGGAGCCGGAUGUAUGCCAUAGAGCUUCUUGGGAUGGUCAGACCUCUGGGAACUCAACAAGCAAACUGUUUCAUUAGGUGAUUGAAUAUUAUAUUUGUUAUUCGCACUGUGCCUGUACUGGGUUUUGUUUUGGAGUCUUUUUAAUGAAAUAAAAGCUGAUU
Messenger RNA from Pungitius pungitius (ninespine stickleback), 2212 nucleotides. RefSeq lists its product as uncharacterized. Lineage: Eukaryota; Metazoa; Chordata; Actinopteri; Perciformes; Gasterosteidae. The coding region runs from base 204 to 1376 and encodes 390 amino acids. Gene Ontology annotation, molecular function: nucleic acid binding; zinc ion binding. The record is from RefSeq and is a predicted model, not a curated record. The transcript is spliced from 2 exons.